AUGAUUGGUCAACAUGAAAAGAUUGACGAGCUGGAUAUACAAAAGAACGUGCUUCUCAUACGUUUUACUCAUAGUUUAGGCGAAAUACAUGAAGAUUGCGAGAUCACCAAACUCACCGCAGUCCAGGGCCGUGAUCCUGUCCUCCGAGUGGAGGGGAGGGGCAAACGGGACAAGACACCCCUCAACUGGCCAGAUGAGCUGUUCAUUACAUUCUCCGUCUGUCUUGAUCGGCCAAGUGAGCGCGAGACGAUGCCAUUCUGGAUUGUUCACCUACAGCCACGUGGCAGUUUGGGCAGCAAGAAAAGAGAAAAGAGGUAUUCUUCAUAA
Protopolystoma xenopodis is the source of this 327-nucleotide messenger RNA. NCBI's taxonomy places the organism in Eukaryota, Metazoa, Platyhelminthes, Monogenea, Polystomatidea, Polystomatidae. The record is from the annotation of a GenBank genome assembly.